UCAGAUUUAAUUAAUCAAACCGCCGCAUCUGGUAACCCGUAAGAAACAAAGAUCUGGGAACAGCAUGAUGAACAGGUGCCCUUCCUUUCGUGCCUCCCUCCCUUCCCUUCCCCUCCCUAUAAAGCAGACACCCCUUUCCUUCUCCCAUCGCAUCUCAUUCUUUCCUCGCCGAUCUCUCGCGUCGUCUCCUCCUGCCAGUUGCAUCGGAUCCCCUUCUCCUUCCCAAACAGCAUCCCAGCAAAGAUCCCAUUUUGCAGAAUUAAAGGAGAUGACGAUCUCGUCGGCCCUUCGGGUCUCCGAUUCGAAGCUGGUGGUUAAAGGCCGCACCGUCCUCUCCGGCGUCCCUGACAACGUGGUCGCCGGCUCCGCCGUUAGCUGCGGCCCUGUCGACGGUAUCUUCCUCGGCGCUGAGUUUUCGGGGCCGAGCAGCCGCCAUGUCGUCUCCCUCGGCACUCUCAGGGAUGUGAGGUUCUUGGCGAUCUUUCGGUUCAAGCUCUGGUGGAUGGCGCAGAGGAUGGGGAAGCAGGGGAGGGAUAUCCCACACGAGACCCAGUUCCUCCUCUUGGAGUCCAAAACUGGAUCUUUUAACGGUGCUGGCGACGACGAGGUGGUUUACGUCGUCUUCCUCCCCUUGACCGAAGGCCCCUUCCGCGCCUGCCUCCAGGGCAACGAUGCCGACGAGCUGGAGCUCUGUUUGGAGAGCGGCGACGAGGACACCAAGUCGGCCUCCUUCUUCCACGCCCUUUUCGUCGGCGCCGCGACCUCCGACCCCUUCGCCGCCAUCACCGGCGCCUUCGAGGCCGUCAAGGCGCGUCUCCGUUCCUUCCGCCACCGGACGGAGAAGAAGCUCCCCGGCAUCGUAGACUGCUUUGGGUGGUGCACGUGGGACGCGUUCUACCAGGACGUAACGCAGGAGGGCGUCGAGGCCGGUCUCCGCAGCCUCACCGACGGCGGCGCCCCGCCGAGGUUCGUCAUCAUAGACGACGGCUGGCAAUCCGUCGGCCCCGAUAAUGAUGAUGCACCUGUGCUCCGACUGACCGGAAUCAAGGAAAACGGCAAGUUUCAGAGCGAGGACGACCCCGCCGCCGGGAUCAAGACGAUCGUCCGCACGGCCAAAGAGAACUACGGCCUCAAGUACGUCUACGUGUGGCACGCCAUUACCGGCUACUGGGGCGGCGUCCGACCGGGGACGGAGGACUACAACUCGAAGAUGAAAUACCCCAAAGUCUCGCCGGGAGUGAUGGAGAACGACCCGAGGAUGAAGACGGACACCCUCACGGUGCAGGGACUGGGCCUGGUGCAUCCCAAGAGCGUCUACAAGUUCUACAACGAGCUCCACAGCUACUUGGCGGCUGCGGGGGUCGAUGGGGUUAAGGUCGACGUGCAGUGCAUCCUGGAGACCCUCGGCGGCGAGCUCGGAGGGAGGGUGGAGCUCACAAGACAGUACCACCGGGCUCUGGACGCCUCCAUCGCCAAGAAUUUCCCCGAUAAUGGAUGCAUCGCUUGCAUGAGCCACAACACCGAUGCUCUGUACUGCUCGAAGCAGACGGCGGUGGUGAGGGCGUCGGACGAUUUCUACCCGAGGGAGACGGAGUCGCACACCAUCCACAUCGCCUCUGUCGCCUACAACAGCGUCUUCCUCGGUGAGAUCAUGCUCCCUGACUGGGACAUGUUCCACUCUUUCCAUCCGGCGGCGGAGUACCAUGCCUCUGCUCGCGCCAUCAGCGGCGGACCGGUUUAUGUCAGCGACGCUCCCGGAAAGCACAACUUUAAGUUACUCAAGAAACUGGUCUUGCCGGAUGGAUCGACCCUCCGUGCUCAAUUGCCCGGUCGACCCACUCGAGAUUGCCUCUUCUCCGAUCCCACUCGAGAUGGCAUCAGUUUGUUGAAGAUAUGGAACAUGAACAAAUACACAGGAGUUGUCGGAGUCUUCAACUGCCAAGGCGCAGCAUGGAGCUCCACGGAGAAGAAGAAUGUGUUCCACAGAACCACCUCGGAGGCUCUAACCUGCACUGUGACUGCAACUGAUGUGCAGCUCAUCUCAGAGGUUGCCUCUGAUCGCGAUUGGAGUGGUGAUUGUGUCGCCUACCGGCAAACCUCUGGGCAGCUUUUGGUCCUCCCUCACCAAGCUGCUAUCCCUGUUUCCUUGAUGGUUUUGGAGCAUGAGAUCUUUACAGUCUCUCCCAUCAAGGAUUUGGCACCUGGCUUCAGAUUUGCACCGGUGGGUUUGGUGGACAUGUACAAUGCAGGAGGAGCAGUGGUAGGUCUCACAUACCAUGUGUUGAAGGAUUCUGGUUCGGCGGCAACAGAGCAUGAGGCUGUAGCAAUGGUGUGCAUGGAAGUGAAAGGAUGUGGUAGAUUUGGAGCCUAUUCUUCAGUGAAGCCCAGGAGAUGUCUGCUAGGUUCUGCUGCUCCUGCUGAGUUUGCUUAUGACUCUUCAUCUGGAUUCUUGGCUGUUCAUUUGGAGAGCAUGCCCAAGGGUGAUAGGAAAGUUCACAAUUUAGUGAUUGAGUUCUAGGGUUAGGUUGAGAUGAGAUUGUAUCAACCAGAGUUGUUGCUCCUCAGCCAUUGAUAAGCUAUUAUUGCAUAUCUCCAAUAAAGAAACGUCUGAGGAAAUUUUACUGCUA
This is a messenger RNA of Zingiber officinale, 2627 nucleotides long. RefSeq names its product probable galactinol--sucrose galactosyltransferase 6. The transcript is spliced from 7 exons. Bases 65 to 2518 code for a protein of 817 amino acids. NCBI's taxonomy places the organism in Eukaryota, Viridiplantae, Streptophyta, Magnoliopsida, Zingiberales, Zingiberaceae. The record is from RefSeq and is a predicted model, not a curated record.